Molecule: messenger RNA, 3044 nt
Organism: Brachypodium distachyon (stiff brome)
Lineage: Eukaryota; Viridiplantae; Streptophyta; Magnoliopsida; Poales; Poaceae
Product: ABC transporter A family member 7
Exons: 16
Coding region: 507-3008 (833 amino acids)
Biological process (GO): lipid transport; transmembrane transport
Cellular component (GO): intracellular membrane-bounded organelle; membrane
Molecular function (GO): ABC-type transporter activity; ATP binding; ATP hydrolysis activity
Source: RefSeq, a predicted model, not a curated record
AGUGUAGUCCGGAGUUCAUAGUUCAGAUAACUCCUAACUGAAGCUGGAAAGUUGAGAGAGUUGACGGUUACUGCUACAUCUCCCCGGCCCAAGCGUAGUGGUACAAGACAAGUGUCCCCGGAGAGACAGAUGGCAUUCUUCAGCUCAUCCCUUCUUCUUCUUGCGUAACUGACGCGGUAUCGGUUACUGCUGCUGCUCUGAAUCCGGCGCUGGUCGGUGUAAAACGGAAGCAAUGCGGCGUAGCGUAACGCCCUGCAGGAGUUAAUUGGAGUUAAGCGCAAGCGAUAUAGCGAUUGAUCGAUCGCUUGGAGAAAGCGCGUGGCCGCGGAUUCCAUGGAAGCACCGAAUUAAGCUGAUUAUUCCAUGGAGACGACACAGAGCAGCAUAGCCUAGGCGUAAUGGUCACGCCGGACGGCGAGCUGCUGCAACCACGCUGACCUUGGUUCCCAGCUGCUGCUUUAUAUAUAUCUCGGGAGACAGAAGUAGUCAGUGGCACAGGCACACGCAUGGCGUCUGGUGGUCGCAUGCGGGAGCUCGCGAGGUUCUGCAGGCAGGUCCACGCCCUCCUCCUCAAGAACUUCUCCUUCCAGAGGAGGAACCUGGCGACGAACGCGGCGAUCGCGGCGUUCCCGGUGAUCCUGUGCGUGCUGCUGGUGGGCAUCCAGACGGUGGUGGACCACGAGCUGGACAGGCCGCCGUUCCAGUGCGGCUGCGCCCAAGCCAGCCUCGACGGCUACAGCCAAAGGACGGAGUGCGGCAUCCAGCACUCCACGCCCACGCAGGCGCUCAGCUGCGAGGUGCCCAAGCCGCCCAGGUGGCCCGCGCUCGUCCAGGCCCCUCAGCCCUGGGCCCGGGCCUCGACGUCCGUGCACCCCGCGCCCUGCAGCAGCAACGCCAGUGAUCCCCGGCCCUGCCCCGUCUCCGUGCUCCUCACCGGCAUCAACCGUGGCCUCGCUCAAAGCCUUGGAAGGGGGCUGUUCCCGGAGAUCCCUCCGGCAGACUUGCUCUCCUUUUAUCAAAAUAGCAACUCUUCAGACUACCUUGAGCAGCUCUCCAAAACCGUUGCGGGCACAAGCACGUUACCGGCGCACGUGCUGUUCGUGGAGCCCGGCCUUGUGCCCAACGAGACCUUGUACAUGAUCCAGCCCAAGUGUUCCUGGCGUCCACACAACGUUUCAGGGGUUUCUGAUGGAAUGCCGCUCGAUCUCGGUGUGCAUUGUGUUCAAGGUUUGCCAUUGUGGUGUGACAAUUCAUCAGUGAUAAAUCGCCAUUUGCUUAAGGGGUACAAGGGUGCGAAUAAGAGGAGAAGAUCAAAUGAAUUCCUUGCUGGUUAUGACUUUCUUGACACAAGCAAGGGGCGCUUCAAUGUGUACAUUUCAUACAACUCCACCUUCAGCAGGGAUAACGGACACCAUGCCAUGACAGUGUUGCGCGUUCCACGGUUGGUUAAUAUGGCAUCCAAAGCAUAUUUGAAGAUUCUUAAAGGAGUGCAAGCAGAAAUGCGCCUGCACUUUUUGAAAGAGAUGCCCAAAGCUGCAAUCAAAAUCAGGCUGGACCUUACCACUCUGCUUGAUGCACUGUUCUUUACAUGGACGGUUCAACUCCUUCUUCCAAUAAUAUUAACACACCUUGUAUACGAGAAGCAACAGAACCUAAGACUAAUGAUGAAAAUGCAUGGGCUGAAGGAUGGACCAUACUGGAUGAUAUCUUAUGCCUACUUCUUGUCCCUUUCAGCAGUAUAUAUGUUAUUAUUUGUGAUGUUCGGCUCAUUUAUAGGUCUUGACAUAUUCAGAUUAAACAGCUAUUGCAUUCAGUUUGCGUUCUUUUUCAUCUACAUCAACCUACAGAUUGUUCUUGCUUUUCUCCUAGCGUCUUUCUUCUCAUCAGUCAAGACUGCUAGUGUAAUUAGUUACAUUUACGUCUUCGGCUCCAGCCUUCUCGGAGAAGCGCUUUUGCAGUUGUUCAUUGAGGAUACUACCUUCCCAAGGCCUUGGCUUGUAAUAAUGGAGCUUGUUCCAGGGUUCUCCCUCUACAGAGGAAUUUACGAGUUAGCAGAGUAUGCUGCUGCAGGGAGUCAUAUGGGAAAGUCUGGAAUGCAAUGGGGGGACUUAAAUGACCCGGUCAACGGGAUGAAAGAUGUUUUGGUUCUAAUGUCAAUAGAAUGGAUACUUCUGCUUCCUGUGGCAUUUUUGUUGGAUCAUAGACCUGCAUGGCAUCCUCUAUUUCUCUUCGGGAUUCUGUCGACGAAGCACUCAUCGCCGUCAUGGAGACCAGGCCUUGUGAGGCAGAUAUCCACGAAGGUCUUCACUGAUAUGUCAAAGACUGAUGUUUUCCUUGAGCGCAAAGUGGUGAAAAGGUUACUGAAGGAAAUGGACAUUAGGAAUAUGAUCAUCUGUCAUAAUCUGAAGAAAGUGUACCGCGGGAAGAAUGGAAACCCCGACAAGCAAGCCGUCAGAGGGUUGUCGCUUGCUUUGCGCAAAGGGCAGUGUUUCGGAAUGCUUGGUCCCAAUGGGGCAGGGAAGACAUCCUUCAUCAACAUGAUGAUUGGGCUUGUCGCACCGACCUAUGGAACUGCUUACAUACAUGGAAUGGAUUUGAGAAAAGAUAUGAAUGAAAUAUAUGAAAACAUUGGUGUAUGCCCGCAGCACGAUUUGCUUUGGGAGACGCUGACAGGAAAAGAGCAUCUAAUGUUCUAUGGCCGGAUGAAGAACCUCACAGGUGCUGCUCUAAAGAAGGCAGUAGAAGAAUCCCUGAAGAGCGUAAAUCUUUUCCACUGCGGUUUCGGCGACAAAUCUGUAAACAAGUACAGUGGUGGCAUGAAAAGAAGGCUCAGUGUCGCCAUCGCACUCAUCGGCAAUCCUAAAGUGCUUCCCACAACCAUUUCUUCAUUCCUUCCACAAAGCAUUUCAGAGAAGUUCACAGAUAACAGUUACCAUUUUCUCUGUGAUCGAUCAGGUUGUGUACAUGGACGAACCGAGCACCGGAUUGGACACGGCAUCCAGGAAUGAUCUGUGGAACGUCAUCAAGCGAGCAAAGAAGGAAUG